Molecule: messenger RNA, 2389 nt
Organism: Prosopis cineraria
Lineage: Eukaryota; Viridiplantae; Streptophyta; Magnoliopsida; Fabales; Fabaceae
Product: dephospho-CoA kinase-like
Exons: 4
Coding region: 977-1843 (288 amino acids)
Biological process (GO): coenzyme A biosynthetic process
Molecular function (GO): ATP binding; dephospho-CoA kinase activity; metal ion binding
Source: RefSeq, a predicted model, not a curated record
AAAUAAAGGCACCGGUGGAUGGAAAAAAGUUGUUGCAGCUUUCGGGCAGGAAAUUUUACUUGAUAAUGGAGAAGUUAAUAGGCCAAGACUUGGACAAAUUGUUUUUUCCGAUCCAGAUAAGCGCCAACUUCUUAAUCGGCUUGGUCAAAUGACAAACAUCCAGACUGAUAAUUUAUGGCGCCACUCUUUGGCUUCAUUACCCCACCGAGCUCAUAGCCAUGGCUUUUAACCCGUGUUACUUGAAGCUUCAUAUUUGAUUAGACAAGUUCGCCUCUGGGCAGGAGAUGCUGGGUGAUGAGAUGGUAGGUGGAUUGUGGGGCCAUGGAGAAGGACCCAAGAGGCUAGGAAGCGAAAAGUGAGUUCGCACCAAAACUGAUGAAGCCCUUGAAACCCUCUGAUAAUGACAGAAGUAGCUGCAAAAGACGCCAUAGAAGUUGAUGCUAAGGACCUCUUGAACUCUUCAUCUGUUUUUCACACCCUACGCAACUAAAGACGUGAGAAACAAACACUCAACUGAAAGCUUUGAUUUUAUUUCAUUGGUGAGUAUUACAGCAGGUUCUAUCAGUCUCAGGAUGUUAUUGGAGAUCUUGAAACUCAUGUAGGUGCGUAUGCUAGAAGCUCAUCAAUCCCACCACUACAUAGUCUAUUAGUGCUCGCGUGAGUUAAUCACGCGAAGUUGCUGAUGAUGUAUAUCAUAAGCCUAGUGGUUAGUUAAUUAGUAGGAAUUUAAGGUGGCGUGGUGCGACACCACAUUCUCAUACUUUUGUUGGACCUUUUAAUUCGCCGCUUUCUCCUUAUUUUUCCUUCCCUCUCAAAGCAUCUUUUUACUCUCUCUCUCUCUCUCUCUCUCUCUCUGUGGUGCGGAAGAGAUGGGGCUCUGCUGCAUUGGCCUCUCUCUUUAAACCUUUUGCUACCAAUAGACGAACGAAACUUCUCAUCCCUUACAUUCCUCGACUCCAUCCAACUAACUCCCCAUAUGGCAGCCAAGCCAGCUGAAGAAGAUCCUCCAGUAGAAGCCUUGAAAUACCAGACGUGGGUGUUGAAAGUCUUAAUCCACUGUGAUGGCUGCAAGAAGAAAGUCAAGAAAGUUCUUCAGGGAAUCGAUGGGGUUUACACAAUUGAGGUUGAUUCUCAACAGCACAAGGUUACGGUGACUGGUAACGUGGACGCUAACACUUUAAUUAAGAAGCUUGCGCGAUCAGGCAAAUUAGCAGAGCUAUGGCCAGAGAAGGGCCAGAAGAAAGAUAACAAGUCGAAAUCCAAGGGUAGCGAUAAGCAAAAGGAAGACCAGAAGAAUAGUGAACCGUUUGGCGAUGACAUUGAACAGAAUGGUACGGCUGCUGAUGAAGAGACCGAGUCAUGCAAAGCAGACAGCGAAUGUGAGGAGGCCGGAGGAGCAGAUACAGGUGGCAACAGGGGCGGAGGCGCUAAAAAGAAGAAAAAGAAGAACAAGAACAAGGGGCAAACUGAUAGUGAUUCUCCCACCAAUAACGGAGGUGGUGGAGAAAAUUUGAUUGGUGCUGCUGCCACACAUCCAACACCAAGUAAAUCAGCCGGAGCCAUCCCCAACUUGGCUAAUUCUACGGCGGCUAUGGACCAUGGUCCUCCGAUUCAGCAUGCCUAUCCUUCAUACCUACCAACAGCGUACUAUUCUCCUGCAAUACCGCAAGCAUACAGUUUAAGCUAUAACACAGCAUAUCCCAGCUCCAAUGCCCUGUAUUAUGCCCCUCCCAUGCAUGCUUAUGCUACAUACUCUCACCUACAGUCGCCUCCGCCUGGCUGGUUCCAGCACUACAGGGAUGAUCACGUGGAUGAAUAUGAAGGUGGAUGCUUUGUAAUGUGAACUGCAAAGUGGAGGAUAUGAAUAUUAUGUAGUAUUAGUAUGCUGAGAGGUACUGUUCGGGGGUUUAAGUUUAGUAAUAUCGUACAAAAACUUUUGGAUCUAGUGGUUCCAGGUACGAUCCUGUAACUCCUCAGGAACUAGGCCGGCACGGCAUCCAAAAAAUCCAAGUUUAGUAAUAUCUGCUAAAAAAAGGUUGGGAACGAAAAUAAGAAGGGUUGGUGAUUGGUUGAGAGAUGCAGGGUAUGGAGGAUCUUUAAUGCCUUGUCCUCAGCGUUCUUUUUUUUUUUUGUCCCUUUUAGUGCCGCCUUUUGGGGUUGCUUUAGAAAGCCCAAUGGCUCCCCAUUGAUCUGCUAUGUGUAGGGCCCUAAAUCCCCCUUUUCCUCUCAGCCUUAUCUGUAAAGUAGAUUUCUGUGUACGAAAGUUCGCCUUUCCCCCCUCUUUCGCUCCAUUUUAAUUGGCCUUCCAUGCAUGCAUGUAGCCAUUCAGUGUUAGCUUUUUAACUUACGAGCUAAGAAUGCAUGUGUUGACAAUUGGCCCAUUAACCUC